Messenger RNA from Prorocentrum cordatum, 576 nucleotides. Lineage: Eukaryota; Dinophyceae; Prorocentrales; Prorocentraceae. The record is from the annotation of a GenBank genome assembly.
AUGAACGACGAAUUGGUGUUGGUCUUCGAUGGUUCUGGGAGCCCUUCCGUUCGGAGCUUCCAGCACACCGGCCUCACGCCUGGCCUGAGGUACCGAUACCAAGUCAGCUCCGUGAGCACCGCAGGAGAGGGCAACCGCUCCGCUGUCGCCACCUUCGUGGCCGCCGUGGCGCCCUCGGCGCCGCCCCAGCCGAAGCUGGUGCUCUCCGAGCCCGAGGCCAUCACCAUCGGCCUGGAUCCGCCCUCCUCGGACGGAGGGGCGCCCCUCGUCCAGUACAUCAUCUUCUACGACGACGGGCUCAACUCGGGCCAGCUGACGAACUCCAGGACCAUCUGCGACCUGUCGGUCACGUCGUUCGUGGUCGACGGCCUGACCAGGGGGAGGGAGUACAAGUUCCAGGUGCAGGCGCUCUCCGAGUGUGCUGGCGGCGAGUCCCCCGAGCCCCUCCUCGACAACGGGGAUGCCCCAGAGUGCCCGGUUGGCUACAACCCGUGCACGCUGGCCGGAGAGCCCUCAGCAGCAUCAGCCUCUUCACCGCCGCGAGCACCCCAGAGACCGUCACCAUCGCCCCCGUAG